AGCUUACAUCACUUGUCCGCUAGUACCGUUGCUACACACUCGCAAGUUCUAAGCGACGCCGCGCCUCUCCCGUCCUGUUAGAGAUGUAGCCGCCUAGACCCCGCGCCGCGUGAAACCACGGUUUAUAAUCGAUCCACGCGACAUAAUACCAUUAUACUAUUCCUGUAGAUUAUCUAUGUAGAUUAGUAGUUAGUUCUCACGUAUGUUAGUCUGUAGUCUGUACACUCCAGUUUUCAUCGACAUCAGCAUUGUACACUUGUGGUGGAGGCCGCGAUGGCGCACAUGUUCCGGAGCUCGCUGGCCAUCGCGCUUGGCGACGAACAGAAGGAGGAUGAAGGCAUGUCCCUGGACGAGGGCCGGCAGUCGCAGCGGCCGUACCGCUACGGCAUGGUGUUGCUCUGCGCCGGAGCUCUCAUCAACUGGCUGGGGCUGGCCGAGGACUACGCGGAGCCCGUGCGCUACGUGGGCGUGGCCUGCAUCGUGGCCGGCGCGCUGCUCAUCUGCGCCGCCAUGUGCUGCUGGCUGCAGUCGCCCGCGCGCCAGCCGCACCACGACCGCGCCUCGCCCGACACGCAUCAGAUCGACGACCCGAUCCACGUGAUCUCGAUGCCGGACGAGGAGACGAUGCAGCAGAAGCCGCCGGACUACGAGUCGGUGGCGGGCGCGCCGCCCACGUACGACGACGCCAUCAAGCUGAACCCGGCGCGGCUGCUGGCGGCCGGCGGCAGCGCGCCCCGCGACCUGCCGCCCCCCGGCGUGGUGCCCGACGACCCCGCGCCCGUGCACCGCGCCCGCGCCGUCCCCAAGACCCCCCCGCCCCCCUACCGCCCCGCGCACUCCAUCAGAUGAGCCCAGCCGCGCCCCCGACGCAGACCCGUGCUACUUUAAAUCGACUGCUGUUUCAUGCGAAGACACCUGUAUAUACUUAGCGGUACUCUGGAUUGAUAUCAAUCUGUUGGCGCUACUGCGCUCGUAAUGUACAGUUGCUCGAGAGUCUGCGCAUGGAACGACCGUUAUUUUGUAAGUUACCGAGCUUAGACGAGCGAUGUGUACUUAUGUGAUAUAUGUAGGCAGUUUGUAAUUACUUAUUAUGUUUAAAAGUUAUGUAAUGAACUGUUUAGUGUAAGGCAAGUAUUUUCUAAAAUAUGAAAUGGACAGAGGUCCGUAUCAGGCCUCUCGACAAGUAUUGUAGGAGUAUUGAUUGAAAAUAGGAAAUAAAAUUUUCUUCCAGACUGUAAAUUAGUAGUCUCUUUGACGAUGUAAUGGAAUACCCAUGAACCAGUACACGGCAGGUGACGCCGAUCAAGACUCAGUAGAAGAUUGUUUUCCUUAAGUGUAUUUUCCUGAUCAUUAUGCGAGUUAGUAGUAGCACUGUGCCAUUACAUUUAAUUAUGUAAUUAUCUAACUGUUCACUUUAUGUACUGUAUAACUGUUUAUCCGACCAGCGUAAUCAAGUGGUAGAUAAGAAAUUAUUUUAGAAAAAUGUGAUAAUCUUAACUAAUUUAUUUAAAUUUAAGAACUUCACUUUACAACUGAAUUAAAAUUGCCGAUUUUGCAAAAAAUCUAGUCUACUACAUAAUAAAAGUAUCCACUCUGUUGAUUUUUGUGGGUACCUUACUUGAUAUUUUUUGUAAUUUGUACACAUUUUGUCUGCACAACUACAUUAUAUAUAUUUCACCUUCUUUCGACAUGACUGCAGUUGGUUUAAAGUUUAAAUUCAUUGUUACAAACCUACCCAACCUUUUCACAACAUCGAAAACUCAUCGCUAACUCACUGCCUGAAAAAAAACUGUUGGCCUUAGGUACUUUUAAUAUUAAUUACUAAGUUGGAAUCACCAUCAAGCAAUAAUAUUAAUUAAUGUUUACCUACUUUAAGAAGUGUAAAAUAGCGAUAAUGUCUAAACGAGUUAUAAUUAACCUGCCUUUUAGCAUAAACCAGUUUUGUCAUAAAUGGGACCAAAUACCUAAUUUCCUAUCCCUAGCCAUUUCCAAAAUGUAUAAAAUUAGUUUUGUAUUGAAUAAUGAUGAUGAGUGUGUCGGACUGCAAGUGAGCCUCAUAGAUUUUACAAUGCUGAAGUUGUGCAUUUAUUAUUUGUACAUUGUACAAAGAUGAAAGUUAGGAGUGUACAUAGAAAAUAAAUGUUGUUAUUAAAUUA
Molecule: messenger RNA, 2156 nt
Organism: Plutella xylostella (diamondback moth)
Lineage: Eukaryota; Metazoa; Arthropoda; Insecta; Lepidoptera; Plutellidae
Source: RefSeq, a predicted model, not a curated record